This is a messenger RNA of Aspergillus sclerotioniger CBS 115572, 1142 nucleotides long. RefSeq lists its product as uncharacterized. NCBI's taxonomy places the organism in Eukaryota, Fungi, Ascomycota, Eurotiomycetes, Eurotiales, Aspergillaceae. The record is from RefSeq and is a predicted model, not a curated record. The transcript has 2 exons. The coding region runs from base 187 to 786 and encodes 199 amino acids.
UCUUGCUGGCAUACCUGACGAUCUCACGCACAAAGAGUUACUGACAUCGAUAUUAUGGCUUCUCCACACUUCGCCAGGCUAGACAGACAAUACCCACGAGAAGAAGUGGCCCCGAUAACCCUAAUGGCAAGUCUUCUGUUCCUGGCUAAGGGUCAGAUGUGCCCAGCUUGAGGACAAGGACUCUGAAUGGCAACUACCGCAGCAUAUUCUGCUUGCACUCUGCCCAGUGCAACAUUUAUGCUCGAGAGCAAGGACCCAGUAUGUGUCCAGCCAAACAACAGACCAAGGACAUCGACCACAAUUUCGCCCAUGUCUAGCCCCAGACAGAGACUCCAAGUCAAUGCUAGAACUCUUCACGUACUUUGCAAUCUUCCAGCUCAAAUUGGCAGCACCACUGUCAGAGUAUGGGGUCCAGUGGUAUCACUGCCGUUGACGCGGUAUAUGGAUGUUGAGAUCGUCGAAGCACACCAAACGUAUGGGGACUCGGGUACAGCUAGGGGACCUUUGACAGAAGUGAUCAGCAUGCUGCGCGCAAUUUGCAAAGGAUUAUUCGAGCACCACAAGAGUUUGGCAGCCCGUAACAACGAUAUGACCUCAAAUUCCUGGCGCCUGGAUCGAUGUUUGCUUGGCCCCUGGACAGGUAUUUCGAUGCGGAAAAGGGAUUCUCGAAUGUGGUACUCGAAUGCAACGGAUGUAGAGUCUUGGAGAACAAAUUGGCUUAACUGCCCAGCCAGUCUCAGACUGCUGGGCGAAUGCAGUCAACUCCUGACUUACAUAGCUGCCUGAGGGAUAGUUUAGUCCGAGGAUAUCACUGGCCUUGAUGGACCGGCGGGACCGUCUGUCCGGUCACCAGGUGGGCCUGAUAUCAGAAAGCAGCAGCCCCAGUGAAUGCUGCCGUCAGUCCUUCGAUGCCCAUUCCUUGCUACCCUUCCCACAUUUGCUAGUCUUUUGCAGGGAAACACAAGUCUAAUUGCGUGACCACCAAAUUGAGAAGAAACAGCAACACGCGAAGACUUCUUCCCCGGAAACACCUUCUUUUCACCUAUAUCCUCUUCUCAUACAUCGUUUCUCAAGCAUCGUCGAUAGCUCUCUUUCUCCCACAGCUUUUGCUUACGCUUAGAAUCACGUUCUCUGUUCUACUC